AUGUUUGACACCCUCGGCCUUAACAGCAUUGCAUCAGGGGCCUUUUCUACUGUGGCUAUCGUUGGGGUUGAGGUUCAGCAAGUACUGCGGUGUUCACUCCGGGACGGUCCCUCUGCUCCUCCCUCUGUGCAGGUGCUGUCUCUGGGCGCAGACGUGUUGCCGGAGUACAAGCUCCAAGCUCCUCGCAUCCACAAGUGGACGGUGCUGCACUACAGCCCCUUCAAGGCAGUGUGGGACUGGCUAAUACUGCUGCUGGUCAUCUACACUGCCAUUGUCACACCGUACUCCGCUGCUUUCCUCCUCAAUGACCAGGAAGAGGCGGCUAUGCAGAGCUGCGGUUACUCCUGCUCGCCCCUCAACGUAGUGGACCUCAUAGUGGACAUCAUGUUCAUUAUUGACAUCCUCAUCAAUUUCAGGACGACAUAUGUGAACACCAACGAUGAAGUGGUGAGCCACCCACUGCGAAUCGCCGUCCACUACUUCAAAGGCUGGUUCCUCAUCGACAUGGUCGCUGCUAUUCCCUUUGAUCUGCUCAUCUACCGAAACGGAGAGGAGACCACCACUCUGAUCGGCCUGCUGAAAACUGCUCGUCUUCUGCGAUUGGUCCGCGUGGCCAGGAAGCUCGAUCGCUACUCGGAGUAUGGUGCGGCCGUCCUCUUCCUCCUCAUGUGCACCUUCGCCCUGAUCGCUCACUGGCUGGCCUGUAUCUGGUAUGCCAUUGGAAGUGUGGAAAGGAACGGUUCUAUUGGCUGGCUUCACACACUGGGCGAUCAACUGGGAAAACACUUCAAUGACUCCAUUCCAGGGUCAGGACCUUCCAUUAAGGACAAGUAUGUCACAGCUCUGUACUUCACCUUCAGCAGUCUGACCAGCGUGGGCUUUGGAAAUGUUUCCCCAAACACCAACUCAGAGAAGAUUUUCUCCAUCUGUGUCAUGCUCAUAGGCUCCCUCAUGUACGCCAGUAUCUUUGGGAACGUGUCGGCCAUAAUCCAGCGGCUGUACUCAGGCACAGCCCGCUACCACACUCAGAUGCUCAGAGUCAGGGAGUUCAUCCGCUUCCACCAGAUCCCCAACCCUCUCAGGCAGAGAUUGGAGGAGUACUUCCAACACGCGUGGUCCUAUACUAAUGGCAUCGACAUGAACGCCGUGCUGAAAGGCUUCCCAGAGUGUCUUCAGGCAGACAUCUGCCUCCAUCUGAACCGGACUUUGCUGCAGAACUGUAAGGCUUUUAAGGGCUCCACCAAAGGCUGCCUCAGGGCCUUGGCCAUGAAGUUCAAGACUACCCAUGCUCCUCCGGGUGACACUUUGGUCCACGCUGGCGAUGUCCUCACCGCCAUUUACUUUAUUUCCAGGGGAUCCAUAGAGAUCCUGAGAGGGGAUGUGGUGGUCGCCAUCUUAGGGAAGAACGAUAUUUUCGGGGAGCCUAUUAACCUGUACUCCCGCCCGGGUAAAUCCAAUGCUGAUGUCAGAGCUCUUACCUACUGUGACCUUCAUAAAAUCCAAAGAGAAGAUGUCCUGGAGGUGUUAGACAUGUAUCCUGAGUUCGCCGACAACUUCUGGAACAACCUGGAAAUCACCUUCAACCUCCGAGAUAACAACAUGAUUCCGGGCUCUCCAAGCAGCGACGACUCAAACGGAGGCGGAUUUAACAAAUUAAGAAGACGGAAGUUAUCAUUUAGACGACGUACAGAGAAAGACGAUGCUCAUGCCGGAGAAAUUAAAAAGUCCCACAAGACUGUGAGGAGAAGACAAAAAGAGACAGCUAACUACCAGAAACAGGAGGAGGCGACAAAAAGGCAAUGGGAUAUGCAACGGAGCUCAGUGUCUUCCCACUCAAGUGGUGAUGAGGGGGAGGAGUCUGUUGUGAUAGGUCUUGCCCCUCCACCUGAGAUUUUGGGUAAUCCACAUAGUCAAGCCACAUCCACCAACCCAGAUAACAACGAGGUGGAAGGAGACCCCAAGAGUGGGAACACAUGCAACGCCCUGUCAGGUGCAUUCUCAGGUGUGUCCAACAUCUUCAGUUUCUGGGGGGAGAGUCGAGGAGGGGGUCAGUACCAGGAGGUGCCCAGCUGUAGCUUGGCCUCUCCACCAGCUCUCAACACGCCCAUACACAGGCUGAGCCGCCAGCAGCGCAGCCAGCUGGACACACGCCUGGACCUGCUGCAAAAGCAGCUCAACCGGUUGGAGAGCCGAAUGUCCACAGACAUUGGAGCCAUAAUGCAGCUGCUGCAGAGACAGAUGGCUCUGGUUCCUCCUGCCUACAGUGCUGUGUCCACACCACCGCAGGCCUCACCUUACCCUGGGUCUGGACCAGGACUAGGUCCAGGAGAGAGACUGGUUCAUCCUGUUACACCUCUGGAGACAGAUCCUCUGUCUUCUUUAUCUCAGGUGACAAAAUAAAUAUACAUAUUUUUCUUUGCUGACGUCUCACCUCCUGUUACCGUACAUACUCACGUAUUAGCCGAUUUGCGAAAA
This is a messenger RNA of Cynoglossus semilaevis (tongue sole), 2475 nucleotides long. It is a transcript of the gene kcnh2b, whose product is annotated as potassium voltage-gated channel, subfamily H (eag-related), member 2b. Gene Ontology annotation, cellular component: plasma membrane. The transcript has 17 exons. Gene Ontology annotation, molecular function: inward rectifier potassium channel activity. NCBI's taxonomy places the organism in Eukaryota, Metazoa, Chordata, Actinopteri, Pleuronectiformes, Cynoglossidae. The record is from RefSeq and is a predicted model, not a curated record. Gene Ontology annotation, biological process: regulation of heart rate by cardiac conduction; regulation of ventricular cardiac muscle cell membrane repolarization; membrane repolarization during cardiac muscle cell action potential. The coding region runs from base 1 to 2400 and encodes 799 amino acids.